AUGUUCAAGAGCUUGACAGGACUAAGGGGUAUGGUUCCAGAAGUGUCUAGAAUCACUCAUCUGUCGCGGCCGGUCAAACUCACAGCGCUGAGUUUAUCACUUGGUAUUGCUCUGAUUGGAGCCCUAGCCAUGUUUUUCCGGCGGCGGCGCAAGCGGACUCAAAUGAUUCAGAAGAAGUUAGAGGCUAAGAACCAAAGACAACAACAGAGUCAGAAUCAUCACCAGUAUCAUAGUCACCCUCAUAUUCCACGGCCACAAGGUAUUCUUUUUGGAUCUGGAAAUAGGUCUGCUACCACUUCUUUGCGGAAGCUACGAAGUUCACAUUUAACAAGAACACAGGCUCCAAAUGGAGAUGUGACCCCUACAAAUAAAAAGACCAUCUCCAGCAGUGUUGACAGCAGCAACUUUGGCAGUGGGGAUGUGGGAGAUCUCUUGCGACAUAGGGCACUGUCUGCAUCCAUGAACAGUUUAGGGGGUCUUUCCCACACCUCAAACUCUUCCACCAUCACACACUCUGGCAUAGACACGGUCAAUAUGUCCAGUGCUGAUUUAUGCCAGCUGGGUAUGGAGAACCUGGCAUUGGCGAUAUCAUACUGGGAGGAUGCUGUUAUGAAACUCUCCUAUCUUGAUGACCAACAAGGGGUCUUAGCCAUCCCUGAUUCCGACACAGCAGAUUUACAACAUAAACUGGAGAACCUAUUAGAUCUGGCCUACCGUAUGCAGGACAACUAUGAACGAAUGUGUGAACGUCAGGUUGAACAUAUAGCUUUAGAAUCAGCUCUUGCCGUCUUUGCAGACAUGGACAAGGACAGGAGCUUUGAUGAAGAUUCUAGUGAUCAAGAAUCAUUUGUUUCUGCCACAGACAUGGCCCACUUAACCGACCUGGACUUCAACCGGGAUAUACUGCAUCAUGUGCCACUCUACGAAGCUGGGAUGUUGGAGUUGAAAUAUGGGAAUGUACCAUGUAGGACCAUAAG
Candidula unifasciata is the source of this 977-nucleotide messenger RNA. Lineage: Eukaryota; Metazoa; Mollusca; Gastropoda; Stylommatophora; Geomitridae. The record is from the annotation of a GenBank genome assembly.